Molecule: messenger RNA, 2463 nt
Organism: Drosophila bipectinata
Lineage: Eukaryota; Metazoa; Arthropoda; Insecta; Diptera; Drosophilidae
Gene: Nepl13
Product: Neprilysin-like 13
Biological process (GO): proteolysis
Cellular component (GO): plasma membrane
Molecular function (GO): metalloendopeptidase activity
Source: RefSeq, a predicted model, not a curated record
AUUUUUCCGUUUCUCUGUUAUUGUCAAUGCCAAGUUCUUGGCCCGCGAGGCCAAGUUUGUUUACUUCUCUCUCCGGUGGGUGCGAUAACCCACAGGGACUGGGAGCGAACUUGACCCAGUUCUCCCAGGUUCAAGCCCAGCUCCGAGAGAAGCCUCCGAUCCGGCGCUUAUCGUUCGCCAAAUAGCGCGUUCAGUCUACACUUCACCGCCAAGAUGAGAGCUAGCACAGACGCUUGGAUGGCUCUGUUUCCGCUGGUGCUGGCAUUUGCCGUCCCCCCCUCCGGAGUGCUCGGUGUCCAGCACAACAUCCCGAAUCGCACGCAAAUGGGUGGUGUCGUGGCGGAACCUCGCGAGGAGCAGAACGCGCGACGUCUAAUUGCCUCGGACAUUCGCAAGUACAUGAACCUGAGUGCCGAUCCCUGUACGGAUUUCUUCGAGUACGCCUGCGGGCAAUGGGGGAGCUACCACAAGCAGGAGAUGCGUUCCGGGGAACUGCUCACCGCCCAGCAGAUGAUGGAGCGCCGGAUCUUGGAUCUCCUGCAGCAGCUGCUCGCCCAGCCACUGCCCCCUCACCAUCACCCCAACAGACACAACAAGCCGAACGUGGGCAACGUCCGCAAGGUGCGAGCCUUCUACGACUCCUGCAUGUCCGCCGAAGGCAAGGACCAGGAGCGGCGUCAGUUUCUGAUGAAUGUUCUCAAGGACAACGGAGGACUGCGGACAAUACCCAACUCCAACUGGCAGGCGAAUCGACAGUUCGUGCAAACCCUCGCCGAACUCAGAAGAAACUACGGAUUCGACAUACUCUUGGGCCUGGAAGUCGACUUUAACGUGGAGCAGAUGAAGGGAAAUAGUAUCUACUUUGGCUAUCCCAAGCUGACCAUUAUUCCGGAGGAGUAUUGCAGCUCUGUGGCCACGAGAGAAGCUCAGGUGAAUGACACGAUCAACGAGGAGGUGCAGCGACAGGUGGAGGAGAACAUUAUCGAUUGGUUUAACAUGGAGAGAGGAGAAGCCUCCAGGUUUGCCGGCGACAUUGUGAGCUUCGAGUUCGAGCUCUGCAAAAGGAUUCGGGAGGAGCAGAUCCAAAAGCCGGACGAAGAACCCCCCGCACCCAAUGGAUAUCCCAUGUAUGAAGUCCGCUCCCGCACGGGCCAGGACAGGUUGCAUCGUCACAGGAGCGGAAUGAGUCUGAUUGAGCUCACCAGUGAAAUGGGCAAUCAGUUCGACUUCAAACUGUAUGUCGAGCUACUCCUGGAGAUGUCCUACACAGACGUGGUCUACCUAAGGUCCCCGGAAUACGUGAAGCAUAUGGUUAGGACCAUCAAGACCCACAACCGGCUCACAGUCGCGGGAUACAUCAUGUACGUGGCUCUCAACGAACUCAACCAGCACCCGGACAGGGAUCCUGUGCGUCGCGCCCGCCAGUGCGUCCAUACCACGCAGCGUCUCUUUCCCCAGUUCAUGGGGGAGAUGUUUCAGCUGCAGGUGCAGCGGGAUAAUAUCAAGCACGACCUGGACGAGAUCUUCAAGAACGUGAUCAAGGCAUUGGAGGAGCAGUUGCAUGUGGAAUGGCUGGCCGACAACGACAGAAGGGCGGCCAGGACGAAACUAUCCCAGUACCGUGUCCUGCUGCCGGACUACCAGAGUCUGGAUCUCUCCAGGCUGGAGUUCCAGAAGAACGACAACUACUGGCGCCGCUUCGAGACGGUCCUGCGCUACCGAUCCCGCCAGCAGUUCGAAAGUCUGAAGGGCAACGACUUUGGCAGGGAAAUGGACGGCAUGGUGGACGGCUUUGAGGUGCGAGCCGCCCUGGCUCCUCGAAUGCAGUCUGUGGUGGUGGGCUGGGGUCUACUGCAGGCCCCCUACUACAGUUACUACUACCCCAAGGCCAUGAAGUACGCUCUGGUGGGCCAGAGACUGGCCAGUGCUCUGGUCCAAGCCUUCGACGAUGAGGGAUGGAAUCGCCAGCCGCAGGCCACAUCCCAGUGGAGCGAUCUGACCAUGUCAGGCUACAGUAACGUCACCGAGUGCCAGAGGGCGCAGUACAGUAGCUAUCUGUUCAACGAACCCUCCGAGUUCCGGAACACCACCCGACUGAGGGAGGUCUUGACCAACGGCAGUGGCCUUAAUGUGGCUUUCAACGCCUACCUUGCCUGGCUGGAGCAGCAGGACCACAGGCUUCGCUGGAUGAUGGCCAAAGAAACGCUCCCCGAUCUGAACUUCACCAACACCCAGCUGUUCUUCAUCUACUUUGCACAGGCGCAGUGCUGGGCAAAGGACACGGCGGAACCUCUCCCGGAAUCCAUGCCGCUGAUGCAGCACACGCCAGAGCGAUGGGACGUCAAUGGGCCGCUGAGCAACUCGGAGGAGUUUGGACGAGAAUUCGGCUGUGCCCUGGGCACUCCCAUGAACAGCGGAGACAAGUGUUUUCUUUAUUGAUGAUAAUGCUGAUGCCGAUGCUGA